This is a messenger RNA of Talaromyces proteolyticus, 1676 nucleotides long. RefSeq names its product alphaN-acetylglucosamine transferase. Lineage: Eukaryota; Fungi; Ascomycota; Eurotiomycetes; Eurotiales; Trichocomaceae. The record is from RefSeq and is a predicted model, not a curated record. Gene Ontology annotation, molecular function: glycosyltransferase activity. The transcript has 3 exons. Bases 130 to 1425 code for a protein of 431 amino acids.
GAGAGAACCAACUGUGAAUUUGCAUUUCAAGUCACUCAGCGAUGGUCUACGAAAUUGUUCAAUAAUAUGCCAUGAUUCAUAGCGUUGAGAUUUAUUUGCAUAUUACUUAUCACCGCUAUAUCUGUCCACAUGCAUAAAGUGACAGGUUCCGCGUCUUCCUUACGCAGGAAAGUCUCCUUCGAUCUCGAAAAUCUGACCGAUGAUUCAGACAUUGAAGACUAUCGGGACCGCAAUAUACCAGAUUGGACAUUUCGGAGUUCGAUAUCCAGCCUACCACCACGAAAACGCCGGAACUAUGCUGUUAUUACGAUUCUCAUACUACUCCCGCCCGCAGCCCCCAAAGGCCUAUCGCCGUACCUAAACUACGAUGCCAUUGACUGGUCACGAUAUGCUUAUACACAAUAUGUCACCGAUGAGCAAUUCCUUUGCAACUCAGUUAUGGUUUUUGAGGCCUUGCAUCGGCUAGGCAGCCGAGCCGAUCGAAUUCUGUUCUAUCCGAACCAUUGGGACACGUACGUCUCGGGAAUCAACGAUCGCGUGAGCCAGCUUCUUGUCCUGGCUCGCGAUAAAUAUAAAGUCCAGCUUGAGCCGAUUGCCAUUGAUAGGCUUCACGAAUCCCUAGAGGAUCAAUCUACGUGGGACAGCAGUAUCACCAAACUUUGGGCCUUCCGAGAAACAACCUACCGCCGAAUCUUGCAAAUAGACUCGGAUGUAUUGAUACUACAGAAUCUGGACGAGUUGUUUUUCCUACCAUCCGCGCCGGUGGCGAUGCCGCGAGCAUACUGGGAUUAUUCGAACAACCAUCAACUUACCUCUCUUAUGCUACUUGUCGAACCAUCCUACAUCGAGUAUAAGUCUAUGAUGGACAAAGUUCAAGCCGUCGAGGCUGGUCAGCUUAGCAAAGAUCAAAACGAAGGACAUGCGCUAUACGAUAUGGAGUUGCUCAACGAUCGGUUCGGCAACUCCGCUCUCAUUCUUCCGCACCGACAAUAUGGCCUUGUCACGGGUGAGUUUCGCACUAAGGAUCACAGAAACUUUCUCGGGAAUGACUACGAGACUUGGAACCCAGACAAAGUGUUGAGUGAAGCCAAGCUUGUUCAUUUUUCAGAUUGGCCAUUGCCAAAACCAUGGAUUAUGUGGCCGCAAAAACUACUUGCUGAGAUUCUCCCCAAGUGUGACAACAAUCCGGGCACGCCACAGGAGAGCGGCUGUCGUGACCGCGAAGUAUGGAAACAGUUGUAUGAGACUUUCCGCCUGACACGCAGAGAUGUGUGCCAGCUCCUCAGCUUUCCUGCUCCGGAGUGGCCUCCGAAACCACGAGAUGGAUCGAACAAGCCAACCAAACAAAAUAAAAGCAAGGGCAAGCCCGUGGAGAAAGAUGACAAAGAUGUCACAGAUACCAUAGAUGCCACAUUGUCAGAUUAAAUUUUGUAUAUCAUGUCUAUAUAUAGCAUUGGCACGGAUGGCGCUGGGUUUUUUUUUCUUUUCUUUUUUCAGUCUUUUUACAUAGAGUCAAAGACCAAAUUACGCUGAGUUGAGAGGAUCUGCAUUCGUAAACAAUAUUAUUGUUGGCCUCUGCCCUGACCCAUAGAGCCAGUCCCUCAUGACGUCAUAAGGCAACACACCAUUUGAUCAUCCUAGCCCUAAAGCCCUUCGUCACCCCAGGAGAAUAUUCC